This is a messenger RNA of Syngnathoides biaculeatus (alligator pipefish), 1247 nucleotides long. RefSeq names its product lysophosphatidylserine lipase ABHD12-like. The transcript has 13 exons. Gene Ontology annotation, cellular component: endoplasmic reticulum membrane. Lineage: Eukaryota; Metazoa; Chordata; Actinopteri; Syngnathiformes; Syngnathidae. Gene Ontology annotation, biological process: monoacylglycerol catabolic process; phosphatidylserine catabolic process. The record is from RefSeq and is a predicted model, not a curated record. Bases 159 to 1136 code for a protein of 325 amino acids. Gene Ontology annotation, molecular function: phosphatidylcholine lysophospholipase A1 activity; monoacylglycerol lipase activity.
CACUUCCGUAGUUUCGUUAUCGACAGGAAAUGUUUUGAUUUGUUUGUUUUAUUUUUUCCCCUCAAACGUCUACAUUCUACUUUCAGUGGAAGGUUUUAAGGACAGUUUUGAGUCCAUAUCAAGAAAAUUCCCAAAAGAAGUUGAUCAGGUUUGAAGAAAUGAUGAAGGCGGCAUCCUUCCUGGUGGCUUCUUACGCGUUCGUGCCGCUCAUCAUCUACCUGUGCCCGUGGACGCUGUCUUACGCCAUCUUUGCUCACUUGUUGAGGGUUCCAUACUUCGUAGCGCUCAACCGUCCCGAAUACGUGCUCAACCACACGUGUAACUUCUACCUGGAACCGGAGCCGGGGGUCCGCGUGGGCGUAUGGCACACGCUUCCUGCCAGCCAAUGGGACGAGGCAGCGGCGGGGAGGGGCCCCGAGUGGUACCGCGCGGCUCUAGGAGACGGGAGUCCUGUUAUCAUCUAUCUCCAUGGCAACGUGGGCACCAGGGCCAAAGAUCACAGGGUGCAACUAGUCAAGAUUUUAAGCACCGCAGGCUUUCACAUUCUAUCUCUGGACUACAGAGGCUUCGGCGACUCGACGGGGCAGCCUAGCGAACGCGGGAUGACCGCGGACGCCCUCCACCUGUACACGUGGGUCAAGCGGCGAAGCGGAGGGUCCGUGGUGUCCCUGUGGGGGCACUCGCUCGGCUCCGGCGUCGCAAGCAACACUGCCGUGAAGUUGCAAGAGCAAGGCUCCAUCUUGGACGCCUUAAUCCUCGAGGCUCCAUUCACAAGUAUCGGAGAGGUAGUUGUCAACUUUCCUCUGGCUAAGCUCUACACGUUCCUCCCGGGAUUCGAACUUUUCCUCUGGAACACUUUGGAGACGAACAAGCUGCGGUUUUCAAAUGAAGACAAUUUAAAGGUGCUGACCUGUUCCCUGCUCAUACUGCACGCAGAAGACGACGAUAUGGUGCCGUACCAAAUGGGUCAGAAGCUGUACCAGAUAUCAGCUCGCACGCACAGGGAUCGGAGCGAGGACGUCCCGCUGGAAAUGAUUUCCUACCCGGCGAGUCGCGGGUUCUCCCACAACGACAUCUACUUGGAUCCCGGCCUGGCCAAGUCGGUGGGGGAAUUUCUGCACAAAGUCCGACGAUAGUAACGCGACUGAAACUCAUCAGCUCAACAAGGCUCAUGGAAAUCAGACUUCACCUCCUCGAAGUUCUUUUUUAUGGAAGUGAACUGACAACUCCAGUGAACUAGUAUUCAC